Molecule: messenger RNA, 1208 nt
Organism: Alnus glutinosa
Lineage: Eukaryota; Viridiplantae; Streptophyta; Magnoliopsida; Fagales; Betulaceae
Exons: 1
Coding region: 99-1127 (342 amino acids)
Source: RefSeq, a predicted model, not a curated record
CUCAACUCUCCAACAGCUCUUUCCUUCCUUUCCUUCCUUCCUCCCUCAGAGCUUCCCCUUCAAUUCGAACGCACACUGACACACACAAACCAGCCAUCAUGAUCAAGACCCUGAAUCCCUACUCCACGGCAAAAACGGCUGAGAUUAUGUCUCGGUACCGGCCGAUAGCUCCGAAGCCUGAGGUUCCGUCGACGGACCCAGGGAGCGAGAGCCCCUCCAUAUCUCAAAAGAUCAGGCAAUCUCCGUACCUUAGAAACCUCUGGCCGCAUUUGCAGGCCAGGCCUACCAGAACUAGAAAGCGAAGUAGGUCUGCUAUGUCACUACCCUCCAUCAAUAGAACAAGGACCCAUGUCCUUGGCUUUUCUUCUCCUUUUGGGUUCCCUCAACUGCCCACUCCGCACGAAGCAGCGGUUAGCAGCAGCUUGGAACAGCCGGCCACAGCUCCAGCUGGUUUGGUGACACUUCCUCUUCUUCCAUGUCCUAUAUCUGCCCCCGUCGCCGCCAACCAAGCAGCGGCACCGGAAGUUGUGAAAACUUGUGGAGAAGAAAAGGUUAUAGAUUUGAACAGUACUCUAGCUGAAAUUCCGGAGGAAAAGGAUCUGUUGCAGCAACUGCGAGCACCCACCGGCGGCAUUAAUGUUAUUGCCCCUCAGCCGAUCCGACCGGUUGGCUCCAGUAUAUGCGUUGGCUGCAUCAAUGAAGAACAAAGUUUGACCCCCGCGGUUCAAAUUCCUGCUAAGAAACCAGAAGAAGUCGAGGAGGAGAUGGAGUCGGAGGCCUUACCGGCGGUCAUAUCAGACUCGAACAACAAAGUUAGAAUGGCGAAUUCGGCUUACAAGGAGAUGGUGGGACAGCCGGAAUGUUCCUGGCUUGAUUCGAUGGUCGCCAGCUCGAGCAAAAGGAUCAAUGGGGAGGUGAUGCUUCAUCUUUCCGACUCAAGCGUGCCGGUUUCGUCUAACGGCUUUUCCUGUUGGGUGAGGAUAGAAUGGGGAAGUGGGGGGAAGAAAAGCUCAAUCAAUGCUUUCUGUGAUGUGAUCAGGUUAUCCUGCGAGUCCAAGAACUACCUCUUCACAUGGAGGUUCCACACCCAUACCAGAGUGGCAGAACAGUCUACUUGUAAUGUGUGAACAUUGUACUGUACAUAAGCGUGAUUACCACUAAAUGCAUCCCACCUAUAUAUAUAUAAGAAAUCAAGUACAGUUUUAUCA